CUGUCCUUUACUUUCAGCGGGGCGUGGUCUGCACUGCUUAAAGUUGAGCCCAGCUUUCUCACUGUGAGCUGCACCAGGACUGCAGGUACAGCGGAAGUGGGAAGAAGAUGGGUCCUUCCAUGGGGGAAGCUCAAAGAGAUUCAGCCGCUCCGUCCGAUCAUCUCCAGCUCAGUGGAGAUGCUAAUAAUCCAGAGAAGGCCCAGGCCCUGGUGUCUGAGAACAACCUCUGCGUGCAGUAUGAGGAGAGGGUGCGGCCCUGCAUCGACCUCAUCGACUCCCUGCGGGCCCUGGGCGUGGAGCAGGACCUGGCCCUUCCCGCCAUCGCUGUCAUUGGGGACCAGAGCUCGGGCAAGAGCUCCGUGCUGGAGGCUCUGUCAGGAGUCGCCCUCCCCAGGGGCAGCGGCAUCGUGACCAGGUGCCCACUGGUGCUGAAGCUGAAGAAGCUGAGGCAGGAUGAGGAGUGGAGAGGCAAGAUCAGCUACUUGGGCUUUGAGGAAGACAUCCUGGAUGUUUCCAAGGUGGAAGAGGAAAUCCUCAAAGCCCAGAACAUCAUCGCUGGAGACGGGCUGGGGAUCAAGGAUGAGCUCAUUAGUCUAGAGAUCGGCUCCCCCAGUGUCCCGGAUCUCACUCUCAUCGACCUUCCUGGGAUCACCCGGGUGCCUGUGGGCAAUCAGCCCGCUGACAUUGGUCGCCAGAUCAAGCGCCUCAUCAAGAAGUACAUCGCAAGGGAGGCGACCAUCAACUUGGUGGUGGUCCCCAGCAAUGUGGACAUCGCCACCACAGAGGCGCUGAGCAUGGCACAGGAGAUGGAUCCCGAAGGAGACAGGACCAUAGGAAUCCUGACAAAGCCUGAUCUAGUGGACAGAGGCACCGAGGACAAGGUGGUGGACGUGGUACAGAACCUGGUGUGUCACCUGAAGAAGGGCUACAUGAUCGUCAAGUGCCGUGGGCAGCAGGACAUCCAUGAGCGCCUGAGCCUUGCCGAGGCCCUGCAGAGGGAGAGGGCCUUCUUUGAGGACCACCCACACUUCAGGGUGCUAUUGGAGGACAGAAAGGCCACUGUGCCCUGCCUGGCAGAGAGGCUGUCUGAGGAGCUCAUCGCACACAUCUGUAAAUCUCUGCCACUAUUGGAAAAUCAAAUAAAGGAUCUCCAUGAGAAAACAGCAGAGGAAUUACAGAAGUUUGGCUUGGACAUCCCAGAAGAUGACAGUGAGAAAACAUUAUUCCUCAUAGAGAAAAUCAAUGCAUUUAAUCAGGACAUCAGUGCUCUAGUGGAGGGGGAGGAAAACGUAGGCGCUGAGGGCACCCGGCUGUUUGCCAGACUCCGAAAGCAGUUCCUGUCAUGGAGUUCUAUGAUCAAGGAGCACUUUGCAAAGGGUUAUGAUGGUUUACAACAUGAAAUCUGGAAAUUUGAAAACCAGCAUCGUGGCCGAGAGCUGCCCGGGUUUGUGAACUUCAGGACAUUUGAGAAGAUCAUCAAACGGCAACUCCAGGCCCUGGAGGAGCCAGCCGUGGACAUGCUGCACCAGGUCACCGAUACGGUCCGGAAAGCCUUCACAGAUGCGUCUGAAAAGAACUUCACUGAGUUUUUUAACCUCUACAGAACCACCAAGAACAAAAUCGAAGACAUUCGAUCGAGCCAGGAAGAUGUGGCGGAGAAGGCAAUCCGCGUUCACUUCCAGAUGGAGAAGCUUGUCUACUGCCAGGACCAGGCCUACCGGGAUGCACUACACAAGGUCAGAGAGGAGGAGAACGAGGAGCAGGACAAGUGCAGGGGCUCUCAGGCUUCGACCAACAAUGCUAUGAUGGAAAUCCUCCAGCACCUGAAAGCCUACUACCAGGAGGUUCACAGCCGCAUCUCCACCCACAUCCCCUUGAUCAUCCAGUACUACGUCCUGCAGCUGUUUGGCCAGCACCUACAGAAUGCCAUGCUGCAGCUGCUGCAGGACAAGGAGGGCUGCGCCUGGCUCCUGAAGGAAAGGAGUGACACCAGCGAGAAGAGGAAGUUCCUGAAGGAGCGGCUGGCUCGGCUGGGCCAGGCCCGGCGCAAGCUCGCCAAGUUUCCCUGUUAACCUGGCUCCCGGGCCUCAAGGGAGGACGCCCUGAGCCUCUCCUGAAGGCCAAGCGAGGGAGAUGGAGUCUCUCAGCAGGUUCUCAGUAGUCAGUGGCAGAGGCAGCCCUCUGUUCUUUAUGCAGUAUCACAUGGGACCAAGAGGAGAGCAGUUUGAUUGCCAGCCGUAAGAGGGCAGUCCCACCACAAGCACAGGCUGCAGACUGGAGGGAAGAUGGCACCAUCCUGAAGGGACAAGGCUAUCUCUGUAGGGGCCACUGCUCAUUCCGACUCCUUCUGUGCCAGGAGGUAGACCAUGAGGCUUAGCCGCCAGAAAGGUUCCUUCCUGUUCUCUCCACAAUGUCCUCUGGAACCAGCCUUGUAGCAGUGGCCUGGGACUUGCAGAGCCCUGGCUUCCUCUGAGCAAAUGUGUGAGCCUUGUGUUUUUGCAGGGAGGCCAAGCACAGCAGCAGGAGGCACAGGUAGCAGUAAGUAUGGGCUCUAAGCUGUCUGUUGGUGGCUUGGUAGAGGGAGGGAUUAUAGCAGGCUCCUCCUCUGCUGGGCUUUGGGGUAGAGGAUAUGUUCAAAACUAUGCCCACACUUGGUUGUACAGCUGGCAGCAAGCCUGCUAGUUGCCAGCGCAGAAGAGCCAAGGGAAGACACUGAGUACUGGGCUCAGCUAGGGACCCCAGCCAGACGGCAGGCAACACGUGCACCAUUUCCUCCCCAGGGGACUGUCCAGUCCCUUGGCUUCUGUGUGGCCAAGACAGGCAGCACCAGCUAUGUGCUUGGGUUCCACCCUUCCCCGGCCUGCUUCUAGGUCCUCCCUGCACCAGGCCCUCCCUCCUACCGGACCUGUCAGAUGGCAGGAUGGGGUCAGAUUCCUACGGAGCAUUGUAGGGAGCAGAUGGCAUUGGAAAUUGGCUACACAUGUGGGAGAAGGUGAGGCUGGUCUGGGAAUGAAGAGUGCCUAGAGCAAGCAAGCUAGUUU
Molecule: messenger RNA, 3041 nt
Organism: Octodon degus (degu)
Lineage: Eukaryota; Metazoa; Chordata; Mammalia; Rodentia; Octodontidae
Product: interferon-induced GTP-binding protein Mx2-like
Exons: 14
Coding region: 108-2072 (654 amino acids)
Biological process (GO): defense response to virus
Cellular component (GO): microtubule; membrane; cytoplasm
Molecular function (GO): GTP binding; microtubule binding; GTPase activity
Source: RefSeq, a predicted model, not a curated record